Molecule: messenger RNA, 1222 nt
Organism: Calidris pugnax (ruff)
Lineage: Eukaryota; Metazoa; Chordata; Aves; Charadriiformes; Scolopacidae
Gene: MTX2
Product: metaxin 2
Exons: 10
Coding region: 93-923 (276 amino acids)
Biological process (GO): mitochondrion organization
Cellular component (GO): SAM complex
Source: RefSeq, a predicted model, not a curated record
CGGAGCGGGACCCGGAUGCAGUUGCUGCCCCGGCGACGCGGCCCCCAGUUCCUGCGCGUGCCCUGGGCCUGUCGCCUGCCUCCCUCGGCGACAUGUCGCUGGUGGCGGAGGCCUUCGUGACUCAGCUGGCCGCCGCAGAGCCUUGGCCUGAAAAUGCUGCGUUGUAUCAGCAACUGAAGGAGGAACAAAUUCUGCUUUCUGAUAAUGCAUCUUCCCUUGCUGUUCAGGCCUUUUUGCAAAUGUGCAAUCUGCCAAUCCAGGUGGUUUGCAGGGCAAAUGCCGAGUACAUGUCCCCAUCUGGCAAAGUACCCUUCAUUCACGUGGGAAAUCAAGUAGUAUCUGAACUUGGGCCCAUAGUCCAGUUUGUAAAAGCUAAGGGUCAUUCUCUCAGUGAUGGGUUGGAUGAAGUCCAGAAAGCUGAGAUGAAAGCCUACAUGGAAUUAGUCAAUAAUAUGCUCUUGACAGCAGAGCUCUAUCUCCAAUGGUGUGAUGAUGUUACAGUAGAGGAGAUCACCCACCCGAGGUAUGGCUCCCCGUACCCGUGGCCUCUGAACCGCAUUUUGUCCUAUCAGAAGCAGUGGGAGGUCAGGCGAAAGAUGAAAGCCAUUGGAUGGGCUGGCAAGACACUUGAACAGGUGCUUGAAGACGUAGAUCAGUGUUGUCAGGCUCUCUCCCAGAGAUUAGGAACACAACCGUAUUUCUUCAAUAAGCAACCAACUGAAUUAGAUGCGCUGGUAUUUGGACAUCUGUUCACAAUCCUCACUACUCAACUGACCACUGACGAACUCUCUGAAAAAGUGAAGAACUACAGUAACCUCACAGCCUUCUGUCGGCGGAUAGAGCAGCAGUACUUUGAGGGCCAUGACAAAGACAGCCCCACGACUGUCACGGCCCGGCCGGCCAAGAGGUCCUUGCUGAGAUGAGCGUGCUGGUUGGUGGUCGGGGUGGAUUGCACUGCAGUCUUGGGUUUUGUUGUUCAGUGGAUUGAUUUUGAGAAUGGAAAUGUGUGUUAACUUUUUGAAGCUGCCAAAUCAUUCUGGAGAAAGAAAAAAAAAACCAAACUCUAAAUGCAUUUUUUGUGUUGUAGAAUAUACUGUGCACAUUUAAUCUGAAAUGACUGCACGGGCACUUCCGUUUCAAGAGCCUGUAUGCCACUACGCUAAAGUGACCUUGGAAAAAUAUUGUAUCUGUAUGAAAAUAAAAUAAAAUAUUUAAAAAAGUU